This is a messenger RNA of Necator americanus (New World hookworm), 2178 nucleotides long. RefSeq lists its product as uncharacterized. The transcript has 17 exons. Gene Ontology annotation, molecular function: peptide-N4-(N-acetyl-beta-glucosaminyl)asparagine amidase activity. Gene Ontology annotation, cellular component: nucleus; cytoplasm; cytosol. The record is from RefSeq and is a predicted model, not a curated record. Gene Ontology annotation, biological process: protein deglycosylation; protein quality control for misfolded or incompletely synthesized proteins; glycoprotein catabolic process. Bases 1 to 2178 code for a protein of 725 amino acids. NCBI's taxonomy places the organism in Eukaryota, Metazoa, Nematoda, Chromadorea, Rhabditida, Ancylostomatidae.
AUGGCAUCAUUCUUCACUGGAGUUCGCGAUGGUCCCACUUCGAUUCCAAUCGCUGUUUCCACCGCACCGCUUCGAGCGCAACUGCUUAAGCAACUGUACCGUUCUUUCUUUGACCGUUUCUCAGUUGACCCGCCGCUUAGUGGAACGCAUGAUGGAAUCCCACAUAUUGUAGACAAGGAGUGUGCUGCUAAUUUAACCCCUCCUCUAGCUCGUAUCUUUAACAUCUCAAUAUCAUCAGGCGAUGUUCCGGAGUUCUGGAAAAGCGCCACUGACACAUCCAUUUCAAAAUCUGAUACCAAUUUGCUGAACAAUUGCUGUCCUAUUAGCUUAUUACCAACGUCAGUGAAAAUGGAGAAAAUAAUACGACUAAUCAAUAUCUAUGUCUACGCAGUAAGAGCAUCAAUGCCGGUUCAAUUGAUGAGAAGUCUGGCAGAUCUUCACGCCAAAAUCAAUUCUGCCGAUGCAAAUCGUCUUUUUGUUGUGGAUUUCUUUGCUGAUUGGUGUGGACCAUGUCGAUUCAUUGCUCCUAUCUUCGAGAAUUUCUCAGCUCGAUACACUAACGCAACUUUUGUUAAAGUAAACGUGGAUAAUUCUCCUGAUAUCAGUCAGUACUAUGGUAUUCGUGCCAUGCCCACUUUUGUCUUGAUCAAAGAAGGACAAGAAAUGGAACGAAUUCAGGGCGCUAACCCUCAGGCGCUGGAAGCAGCUAUCAAUAAAUAUUACUCCUCAACACCAGCAAAUCCGAAUGCUGCGAAUGAUGACGAGAAACGUUCCUUACAACAGUUCAUUCCUUAUACAGAAAAGGUUAAAUUCUAUACUGAUGACGUUUAUAAAACGUUAGCAAUUAGCGUUAUUCCCGCCGAAGAACUUCGACGUAAGGCUACCGAUGAAAACGGUGUUUUAAGUAGGCUGCAGUUAGCGAAAGAACUUCUGAACUGGUUCAAGAACGACUUCUUUUCGUGGUGUGACAGUCCUUUUUGCGAAUUUUGUGGGAAACAAACCCCCAAAAAUUCUGGAUUGAAUGGUACUCCAACAAUUGAAGAACGUGAAAGUGGUGCAGAUCGCGUUGAGGUUUACACUUGUGAAUGUGGUAAAGAUGUUCGAUUUCCAAGAUAUAACGAUCCGGCGAAACUGCUUGAGACGAGAAAAGGUCGGUGUGGAGAGUGGGCCAAUUGUUUUGCUUUGAUGGCUGCUGCGAUGGACUUUGACGUACGAUAUAUCUAUGAUGUCUCUGAUCAUGUAUGGGUUGAACUGUGGAUCGCUGAAUAUGACAACUGGGUCCAUUGUGAUCCAUGCGAAAAUAUUAUCGAUCGCCCAUUGGUUUAUGAAAAGGGAUGGGGUAAGAAAUUGAGCUAUGUCAUAGCAUUUGGAACAGACCAUGUUUAUGAUGUGACAUGGAGAUACACAUUAGAUCACAUGAAGACAGUACGACUGCGCAACAGAGUACGCGAAGGAGUUCUUAGCAACUUUCUAACGAAGCUCAACUCACGAAUGGCAGGGAACUCAACUCAGGAAAGAGUAAAGGAAUUGCGGAGGCGUCGAGUGCGGGAACUGGUGGAGUUUCUAGUUGUUGGAGAACGUUCAACGGAUGGAGACAACUAUGGAGGAAGAGUUUCUGGUGAUGUUGCAUGGCGUGCUGCUCGAUCAGAGCUUGGAUGUAGUGUAAAAAAGGAUACAGUUAUAACCCUCAAUCAAGAGGAACUAUCCAACAAGAAGUUCAGUUUGGAAUACAACUGCGCCCAAGAUACGUAUACAAGAGGGACUGAAACGAUUAAGGGAUGGUCAGCGUAUGCGAACUUUUCUGGUCAAAUACAACGGAAAAUAGAGACAGAUUGGAAAAUGGCUUACCUCUGCCGUCAAGAAGGAGAAGGUGAAGCGGAAAUAUCCUGGUCAAUCGAUCUUAGCAGUGUCAGGGCGAAGAUCUUUCGACUUCAGGUCUUUGGUACUGCAGUUUACGAAAAUGGAUCUGUUACAGUUACUGUGUGUGUGGGUGAAGUGUGCUAUCCCAUGCCGAAAACCUCGACCGAGUUAACUCUUGAUGAUGUGCCUUCAGGGGUGCUGAAAAUUAGUGCUCACUUCUCUGGUGGAAAAGGAAACAACGCAUUUCAACAAGCGCAACUAUUCCGAACUCCCCUGGAUAGUCCUGAGGCUCAAAUGAAGAUAGAUAUCGAGCUUUGA